Ruditapes philippinarum (Manila clam) is the source of this 663-nucleotide messenger RNA. Its product is annotated as heavy metal-binding protein HIP-like. The record is from RefSeq and is a predicted model, not a curated record. NCBI's taxonomy places the organism in Eukaryota, Metazoa, Mollusca, Bivalvia, Venerida, Veneridae. Bases 1 to 663 code for a protein of 220 amino acids. Gene Ontology annotation, molecular function: protein binding. The transcript is spliced from 2 exons.
AUGAUUAGACAGGAAAUAAAAGUUGAGAAAAUGAAAAGUGAUAUGCAACUUACGGAGCAACGAGUACUCGAUGCUUUAGAGAAACUGAAAACGGAGAGAAGUGAAUUCAAAAAGAAUCUUAUGAAAAAAGAAGGUGAUAUUGAAGUGCUGAAGACAAAAAUGGACGAGGAGCUGAAAAGGAUGAAAGCAAAAACUGACGAAACAAUGGAUAACUAUUCAAAAGAAGUACAGAAAAAAAAGGAACUGGCAUUGACCCCAAUUAUUGCAUUUAAAGCAGACACGGUCAAUGAUAGAUCGCUACGAAACAACAAGGUGUUUGUCUACUCAAAUAUCAUUCUCAACAUUGGCGAUGCUUAUAACAAAGACACGGGUGUGUUUGUAGCACCCGUUAGUGGAGUGUAUCUGUUUACAGCACAGGUGUGUUUGACAGCCAACAGUUGGUUUUAUGUUGGAAUCGUCGUAAAUGGUAAACUUAUGUCUAAAACAGGAAUAGGAGAAAAAACAUGGGAGAAAUGUUAUACAAUUGAUGCGAUCACAGAGGUUGAAAAAGGAAACGAAGUAUCGGUAAAAUGUACAGCCAGCUGUGACAGCAAUGAAAGAUUAUUCGAAAACUCAAACACAAACAGCUUCUCUGGCGUUCUUAUACAUAAACAGUUUAAAUAA